UUCGCGGUCGUCAAUUUAUUUUAUUUGUAUUGCAUUGUGAACAAAUUCUGGUACUGUGCAUGUCUGAUGUCAUACAAGGUUUAUCAUUGUUGAAUUUCAAAAUAAUUGGAAAUGAUGAAACCUUCUACUAUCGAUGUUCUACUAAUCGUAAAUGCAAAUGUUCAAACAUUACUGAUGGAAUUUUAGCCGACUGUUCCGCCUUAACUUUAAAAAAAUCUCCAUAUUUCGAGGAAAGGGUUGUAUCUGUUAAUCUGAGCCGUAAUUUGCUUACACAUCUCCCAGACGAGGGACAUUUACCGGCGAAGCUGAAAUAUUUAGAUUUAGCAGAUAAUAAUAUUUCAAAAUUUAGUAAAGGGGAGUUAGCUCCAUUUUCUACUGCACGCAAUAUUAUAAGCUUAAACUUAUCAACCAAUUUCUUAUCACUAGAUGUUGAUACGUAUUACACAGGCGUGUUUCAAAAUCUGAAAUAUUUACAGUAUUUAGAUGUUUCAAACAAUUCCAAUGCAAACAAAAGUUAUUAUUGUCCAGAUAAAGUAUUUCAAGAACUUUCCUCUCUUCAAAGUCUAUCAAUCGAUGGAGUUCAAAAUGUAACGUUUGGCAAAGGAUUUUCUACUCUGACAAAUCUCACAAUGUUGAGAAUAACUGGAAUUGCUGUUAAAAGGAUCAUAAAUAGAGAAUACUUUGACAAUUUCCCCAAUCUUGAACACCUCGAUUUAUCAGCUACAUUAGAAUGGCGCAACAAAGGCGAUUUUGCACUCACAAAUUUUGAAAAAGGUGCUCUUCAAAAACUUACUAAAUUGCAGUAUUUAGAUAUCUCAUACCAUCGGAAACUUCGAAUGUGUGGAUUUAGAAAUGUUACGAAUGAUCUUCCAAAAACUUCAAUACGCAUACUAAAAGCCAAUUAUCUGGAAUGUGAAAGAUCAGUAAGUACCGUUUUAUUUGUUGAUGAUAUCAAAUCUUUGAAUACUACAAAGCUAGAGGAACUAUACCUCGAUGGAAAUAAUUUAGAAGAAACAGAUAUCCUAGUGCCACGACAUUUACCACCGUCUUUGCAUUAUUUUAGUGCCAGAGAUAAUAGAUGGGUCAUUGAUAGAUACGCAUACCAUUAUAUUUCUGCAUUAACAGGAAUUAAAACUGUUGACUUGAGUUUUCAAAACAAACAUCAGUUUUCGCAGUCAAAGAACUUUGUGGCUUUGUACUGAUUCUUCUUAUGAAACUACACAU
Messenger RNA from Mytilus californianus (California mussel), 1224 nucleotides. RefSeq names its product toll-like receptor 4. Gene Ontology annotation, molecular function: protein binding. The transcript has a single exon. NCBI's taxonomy places the organism in Eukaryota, Metazoa, Mollusca, Bivalvia, Mytilida, Mytilidae. The coding region runs from base 60 to 1202 and encodes 380 amino acids. The record is from RefSeq and is a predicted model, not a curated record.